Molecule: messenger RNA, 2187 nt
Organism: Scheffersomyces amazonensis
Lineage: Eukaryota; Fungi; Ascomycota; Pichiomycetes; Serinales; Debaryomycetaceae
Exons: 1
Coding region: 36-1937 (633 amino acids)
Cellular component (GO): mitochondrion
Molecular function (GO): GTP binding
Source: RefSeq, a predicted model, not a curated record
GCCAUAGCUCUAGUCACUAUGAGAAGAUUACGACAAUGAUACGAUAUACGGGAUCCCGAAUAAGUAAUAUUCUUGUGAACCUUGCUUUCAAGAGGUUUAACUCUACUUUUGAUAGUUUAGCUUCGUCAUCUCCCUUAUUAUCCAAUUUAUACCCUACAUGUACAAGUUGCGGGAUCAGGCUUCAAACUGUAGAUAAAAGCAAGCCAGGUUAUUAUAUACCGGUAGAAGACAGAAAAUCUAAAGAAAAGGUCCUCAAAGAUGUGGAUUUGACUUUUCAAAGUCAUAUAGAGAAAUUAUCGCAAGAAGAUCAGAAUUUAUUGAUAAAUGACACAACUUCGAAAAAGUCUAACAAAAGUUCUCUAUUGUAUCACUCCAAGAAUAUACUUUCAGAUGCAUUUCAAAAAGAGAAAAUAGAAUUAAAGAAGCGUACCAAAGAUAACUCAGAGUGUGUACGAUGCAGAGAUGCUACUUAUAGAUCAAAUUUUAAAGAAAUUGGUCAAACAGAAUUUCCUGUAAGAAAACUAGAAGAUAUCAUGAAAGAAAUUCCACCUCAUGAAAAGAUUAUGUAUAUUGUAAGUGCUCAAGAUUUUCCUUUAUCUUUAAAUCCGGCCAUCUUUCAGUAUCGACUUCCUAAUGAUAUUAAAUUUAUUAUUAAUAAGAGUGAUUUAUUAUUCAAAACUAAUAACUUGAGUUUGAAAUAUGGAAAAUCAUUCUUUCAAGAUUAUCUUCGUCACAAGUAUGGAGUACCUCCAGAAAAUGUAUUCAUAACAAGUGCUAAGACCGAUUGGAAUAUUAAUUCAUUAUUGAAUUUCAUAGAUGAUACUUAUUAUUUGAUAGGUAAAACAAAUAGUGGUAAAUCAUCGCUCAUGAAAUCAUUUUUAUAUUCAUUUGAGGUUGAUAGAAUGAAGAACAGACUUCUUAAUUCCAAGGAAAAGAUCCAGCUUGAAAAGCAAGAAGAUAUCAAGAUGAAUACAUCUUUACCUUUUGUCAGUAAUAGUAGAGGUGAUGGGAAAAGGUUUAAAGAAUACUUCAACAAAAUUAUAGGUCCUGGUGCAUCCUACGUCCCGGGUUAUACAAGAGGCUUUAUAAGAGUGGACUUGCCUAAUAAUAAGGUUAUAUAUGAUGUCCCUGGAUUUAUGACAUCUGAAGAUAUCCACAGCUUCUAUAGUCUUCUUGAUACUCAUAAGAUCAAAGAUUUAAGCAAGGGCGCUCUUGUCUAUGAAAGGGGAAUGUAUAAUUCUAGGUAUGAAACGCUUAAAGGUGGUCAAACAUUAACUGUAGGAGGUUUAUUUUAUUUGAACACUCCUAAAGAGUCAAUAUAUCAAAUUAGAAAUUGCAUUAACUCUGAUUUACAGGUUUUCAGAGAUUUUUCUAAGGCUAUUCAAGUAAGUAAAAAAUUGGAUCCUAGUUUGGCUAACAAGUUUGUCAUUAAGAAUGAUGACAAGAGUAUCAGUGAAUUGGAAAGCUUUAUUAUUCCUCCAUUUUAUGGAGCUAUUGAUCUUGUAAUAAGUAACUUUGGUCAUAUUAGUAUAAUUCCGACUGGAGCCAAAAAGACUAAUCAACCUUUAAUCGUAUACUUGCCUAAGGGGGUAGAGGCAGUUGUUAGACAACCAAUUAGUCAAUAUAUAGCUAAAACCUUGACUGGAAGAGAUAAAAAGGGAAACAUCUUAAGAAAAGAAAACUUAGUGUUGAAGAGCACUAAGGCAGUUAAAAGGUACAACAAAAAGAAUCCAUUUGCUAGUAGGUUGAUACCAUUUCCAACCAAUGAAUUAAAGCUCAUAUUAAACAAUGAGGAGAUAUCGGAAAACUUUUUACAAAACCAGAAGUCUGCAACUUAUGAUAAAAUCAAUCAUCUUGGUAGAUUAUCGGAUAAAGCAGCAUAUGAUGAUCAAACUGUCCUUAAUGAGGAAAAUUGUUAUGAUUAUUGGAUCGAAUAAUUGUUUCUAUACUAGCCACAUUAUGUGCUUAAUAUUUAAUUUCGGCUUCCAUCCUGUAUAUAGAUAUUCUCGCCGCUUUAAAUAUUUUUUUAAUAGAAGGAACAAUUAAUCGUUGAGGUCUCGGUAAGUGAAAAAAUAACAUCAACGACGAAUGAAGUUUAUUUUUCUGUUUCAUGGCAAAAAGAGGAAAAAAUAAUAUUUUGUAAAAAAUAAAACUAAAAGGGGAAAUUCAUAAAAUAAAUAAUAAAAA